ACUCACUACCCCUGACACCAUGAGCUACUACGGCAGCUACUACGGAGGCCUGGGCUAUGGCUAUGGAGGCUUCGGUGGCCUGGGCUAUGGCUAUGGAUGUGGAUGUGGCAGCUUCCGCAGACUGGGUUCUGGCUGUGGCUAUGGAGGCUACGGAUAUGGCUGCUACCGCCCAUCAUACUAUGGAGGAUAUGGAUUCUCUGGAUUCUAUUAA
This is a messenger RNA of Piliocolobus tephrosceles (Ugandan red Colobus), 211 nucleotides long. RefSeq names its product keratin-associated protein 19-3. The record is from RefSeq and is a predicted model, not a curated record. The transcript has 2 exons. NCBI's taxonomy places the organism in Eukaryota, Metazoa, Chordata, Mammalia, Primates, Cercopithecidae. The coding region runs from base 20 to 211 and encodes 63 amino acids.